ACAGAGUGCAUAAUUUUUCUCGUGAUUCAUGGUAUGCGCACGUUUUACUGACAUCAUGACAUUACAAAAGACAACGUUAACUAUCCCGUGAUUGAAAUCAUUUUACGUGUACUCACUGACUGACAGACAAUUUACUACUGCAUAGUGGUUAAAGCAGGUGACCCCCUCCAAGCGUCCUAGGCCCCUAUCGGGGAAAUAUCGUUGUCAACCCUAUGUGUAACGCUGGUGUAACAGAUUCAUAAAAGUUAGAAGUUCUGGACACGUCUGAUUCUCAUGUUAUUUUGCUGAAAUCACAGACGUGUUUAUCACAUUACGUUCGAGGCCUUAAGUAAAACUUAUCUAAGUGCAAGUGAUUUAAUUACUUUUUCUUUAUUUUUCAAAAGAAAACUUUGCAGCAAUUGUAAGGUUGUAUAAUCUCUGGAAAAGGAUGAAAAGUAGCUCUAGCUUUUCGAAAAUAAGAGGACGGGUGUGUGUGCUUCAAGCUCUAAUCUGGAGCUGUUGAUAAAUUUCAGUUAAGAAAGCUGUGAGGCUUCACAACUGGAUAAAGGCUAAGACAUUUCUUUUAUAGAGUGAUUUCGGUGUGCGUAACUGAUUGUGCCCGUUGACGUCACGAAGGUACAUAAAAGCUCAAACUCCAAGACCAUCAAAGUUAACAGUUAUUUCAGUGUUACUCAUGGGCGCUAUUUAAAACAAAUUUGUGAUUUUUGUAGUUGGCGUAGACAGAAGACUAAGUAAUUUGUAUCAAUUUGUGCACUGUAAAACCCUUAAUGACAAUUAUAAACGAUUUGCCGUUUAAGGGUUUUGAUGUUGUUGUUACAUAUGACUAUGAUGCGUGAAAGGUUUAAAGGGCAUGGGUAAGUUUAAGCCUAAUUCAUCUUGUGAGAUGCGGUUUGAUUGGAUGACUCAUUUAUGAUGACUGACACUGAAAUAGAGAUAUUUGCAGCAGAUGACGUCAUGCUUUUAACAAAGCGAGGUUUACACUGCGGAAAAUAUUGAAAUAGGUAACGAUGUUUGUACAGAAAUGAAAAAUAUGAAAUUUCAAGCAAAUGCAACUUAAUGUCUUGUUGCAGAUAGAGGGAAAAGUUUCUGCUAUGAUUGUAUACCGUAAUAUUAUAAACUGGGGUAAUACUUUUAAGAGUUCUAAAGAAUGACAUUCACUAAAACUUGGCAGUAAUACCAGUACAUGGUUCCUUCAGCUUUUCCUGCAAAAUAUAAAAGAUUCUUUGUGAUCAACCAAAUUAAAUAAUCCAAAGAGUACACAACAAAAUGGCAGCAGUAUCAGAAUUGUUCCCAGUAGCCUAUCCUACACCAGAAAAGAUAGAUGUUGGUAGGCCUCAUUCUGCUUCAGUGCACCUCAAUUCAGACGUUGUAUUGGAGAAAAUUAUGAAAGGAAGACCAAAGUUUAAAAAUGAGGAUUCUAUCGAAGGGAACAAACUCCACAGACAGCUCAGAACCUUUAAAAGUCAGUUGCUUUUUCUUCAGGCUGAACAUGCAAUGAUGUUAGAAGGACUUCACGACGAAAUAAAUCGGCUGCAGACGCAGUGUAGAGAGCUUCAGUUAAGACUUGUUACAAAGGAUUCCCCAUCCAUGUGCCAAGUUCUUCAUGAAAGAAAAGUUACAGCUUUAGAGUCUGCAGUUAGUCAGUGGCAGGAGAAGAGCAAGGAGCUGUCAGAUGAACUUGAGAUCUCCAUUCUAUGCAAAAAUAAUCUUCAUGAGCAGAUAAAAGUCCAAGAAUGGCAAUUUGAGCAGGAGUUGGCAUCUCGAGAUGAAAUUGUUUUAAACUUGCAGAGAGAAUUGGACUUAAAAUGUAACACUAUUUUGCAGUUAUCUACACAUGUGCAACAGCUGAAGGAACAAAAUAUUUUCAAGCGUAUGUCUUUAAGAAGAUCUCAGCUCCCAAAGUGUGAUAGCAAUCCGAAGGAUGACUGGAAGCUAGGAAAAGCAGUAAGACUCUGUGAUAAAGUUUCUCCUUUCAAACAAAAAGAUGGAAGAUUUUUUCCCCCACUCCAAACGGCUGUUGGGAGCCCAGGUCCUUCCAAAAUGGGUAGGUUACAAAGUUUGUCGGGGAAGUCAAGUGAGAGUUCAGAUGGAUCUUUCAUGGAUUCUCUGGAAGAUGAGCAAAUGUCUAUUGAUGAUUCUCGAAGAGGUAGCAUUUCUUCUUCCCAAAGUAAUCUCCGUAUCACUAGUCCCAAGAUUAUAGCAAAUGACACUCAGUCAUUUGAUUUGAAAUUGCCUCCUGUAUCUCACUUGAAACAUGCCAUUACAACUCCUAAUAGAACAUUUGUUCGACAACAAAUUAAGAUUAAUUCAAAAGCAACAGGCAAGUCUUCUGAUGUUUUAGGCAUUGAUAAAAUUUCUCAUCCUUCCAUAGAACCAAAAACUUUCAGAAACACUUGAAAGAUUUUACAGUCUCUUUUACAUUUACUGUAUGUUAAAGACAAAGUUACUUAUUAGUCUAAAAAAUUUUAUUGUCUUUUAAAAAUCCUAUAAAAACAAUAGAUGUUAGUGAUACUAUCAAAGGUGUAAAAGAACAUGGUAAUUAAAAAUAUUAUUCCUAACAAUAUUCAAAUGAUACACUUCAAAGAUUGACGCAUUUUGUCUACUUUUUUAAGAUGCAGCAAUUAAUACAGUAAUGCAUAGCUAUUUUAGGCCUAACACAAAGCGCAGUAGGUCUUAGCACAUGAAAGUUUUAUCUCAUGUAUAUUAUUUAGGCAUGUAGCACUUACCAUUACCCUAAAUCUUAAAAAGAGUGUUAUUUAUGGUUGAUGGAAGAAAUUGGAGAACUGUGAUUGUAACAAUAGUAAUAACAGCAAAUUUUGAAAAAACAUUUCAAAUCUAUACUCUUGAUGUUUAUAGUCAUGUAUAUUAAAUCAUUGCCUUACCUCACAUUUUGUUUCGGAAACAAAUUGUUCCUGCUAUCGCAGUGGAACACUGUUAUUCAAAGUUCAGUUACACUUGUAUUUAAAUGAUUGCUUAAUGUCACGUAAAUAUUUAUUCCAUCCACAUUUAAAUUGAAGCUUUAUAAAUAUUGUACAUAAGAGAAUUUUUUUGUUUGUACUUUGAUAUAUUUGUGAAUUUUCUUUUGUCUCUAACUACAAGAUUUGUAACUAAUUUGUCAGAAACCUAAUGUUUAUAGAAAGAGAUGAAGAAAAAUUAUGUUUUCUAUCAAAACAUAUCAACUGUCUUGUAUGAAGAUAGUCAAUUUACGCAUGCUUGUAAUGUGAAGUUAUAUAGUUUUAGUUAUGGACACUCUACACAAGAAUCGUAGGACAAUUUGGUAAUAAAACACAUAAAUCUGUACAUCUUCCAGCACUUUAGCUGAAAAUUUUCAGUGCCAAGAAAAGAUGGUGCUUACCAUACCUCUUAUUCAAAAUGGUACGUUUUAAACACGAGAAACCUUGCUGAUAUGUGGAUUAUUAAGGGAAACGAACGUGUUUGUUGUAAGUGUGGUAUUGACAAAUUUUUGAACCAUUAUAAUUGUAUGUUGUUUUUGGCAGAAAGAGAUGAUGUGUGAGCUUCUAACAAAUAUUUUUUGUUUCGUAUCAUUAAAGCACCUAAUAAAAACCACACUAUUUAAUUAGUUUCAGCAACGAUUACUUUUCUAAAAACAAAAAAAAAAGAUUUGAAGAAUAGUGUUUCUACUUAUUUUGAAUCUAGUACAAAUUGAAUGACAUUUUAAUGGUAUACUAUCUUAAAUUUUCUCCAUAUGAGUAUAAAUGUAUGUGUUGCACCUUCUGUAGAACUUUCCAUCAGUUUUAACAUACAGACUAGAUAAGCCUAUUAUACACUGCAUAUGUUUAUGCUGUCUGGGCCAGUUACAUAAUAGGAAAAAAUCAGUUUAUUUAUUCAUGUACUAUAGUUAUUUUAAUCCUUAAGAGAUGAACGAAAGUUUCUGGAGCUUUUUUUUUUCCUUGGGUUGGACAUGGCCCAGUAGUUAGUGUGCCGAACUGUGAAUCUGAAGGUCCAUGGUUGGCAUUCUCAUGCCUCCAAAAUAAAAUAGCACCUCACACUUUGGGGCAGUCAAAUCCCACUUUCCAAUUAGAGUUGGCAGUUGAUCAGUUGUCUUCCCUGUAUCAGUUUGAAAUUGGGAAUGGUUAGUACAGAUAGGCUUUACGUACAUUUACGCAAGUAUCUUAAACAAAUCAAAUGCUCUCAUUUUUUUGCAGAGAGUGAAUUGGACUCUUAGAUUUUUUUAUUUAGUUAUCUUUGUUCAGGUUACGUUUUAUCUACUUUUAUAUAGUUUUUAUAAGCAUAUUUUUUAUAUUUAUAGAUGUUUUCAUACAUGCCCAGAAAUAAUUAAUGUUAUGUAAUAUCAAUAUAAUACAGUGUGUUUAGUAUGAAUCAUGGUGUAUUAUUGAUGUAUUUUAUGUUCCACUGGUAUGCAUACGGUUGUUAUAUUUUCAUUUUACAUAUGAAAGUGAUAUUUAAAUUUUUAUACUUUACAUACAGCAUCCAAAGUUAUGUGUAUAUUGUUUUAUAAGUUACUGAUUUAUAGUUUUUAAAAAAAAAGUUAAUAUUUUAUGUGAGGUAUAAUAAGAAAUCUGUAUUUUUAUAGUCCACAAUUAGGUACUCGACAUUGCCCGCUACAGUAGACUUCAAUUAAAUAGUUGGCAUAUAGAGGAGGAAUUUUAUUCAUUAUGAAAUGACCAGUAUAACAUGUAUUAUAUAUAGUUUUCACCUUGUUAAUAAAGACUGUGUGUGUGUUUUUAUGAGUACACAUACAUUAUAUAUAGCUUCUUAAAAUUCACCCAAAGAA
This is a messenger RNA of Limulus polyphemus (Atlantic horseshoe crab), 4756 nucleotides long. RefSeq lists its product as uncharacterized. The transcript has 5 exons. Lineage: Eukaryota; Metazoa; Arthropoda; Merostomata; Xiphosura; Limulidae. Bases 1267 to 2397 code for a protein of 376 amino acids. The record is from RefSeq and is a predicted model, not a curated record.